Molecule: messenger RNA, 2740 nt
Organism: Sphaeramia orbicularis (orbiculate cardinalfish)
Lineage: Eukaryota; Metazoa; Chordata; Actinopteri; Kurtiformes; Apogonidae
Gene: pla2g6
Product: phospholipase A2, group VI (cytosolic, calcium-independent)
Exons: 18
Coding region: 318-2687 (789 amino acids)
Biological process (GO): positive regulation of ceramide biosynthetic process; cardiolipin acyl-chain remodeling
Cellular component (GO): mitochondrion
Molecular function (GO): protein binding; long-chain fatty acyl-CoA hydrolase activity
Source: RefSeq, a predicted model, not a curated record
AUGUCGGUUAAUGCGAUUAGCUUCACCCAGUAGAAAGCUAACUGUACCAAAUGCUGAAAGUGGUUCGGAUAUUAGUCCAUUAGUAAACUUACUCAUAGGAUGUUGUGCUGACAGUGUGCUGUAGCUUUUAGCAUCGGUUUUAUGACGAAUUGAUUCGUGUCAAGUAGAAACUCGUGAGCAGCAGAAACAGAGGAACUUAUUCACUAUUUGACUGAAGACUAGCUGACUGUUAAUCUGUAAUUUAUUGGAAGGUCUGGUGGAGAUAUAGGAAAAGACAAACCGAAAAACCAGUCAGAUUUGUUAGUUUAUAGUUUACGAUGCAGUUUCUGGGACGGAUACUUGACUCAGUUGCCUCAACUCUCUUGGCCAACCCAUACCGCGUCAAGGAUGUGGCAGCAUCUGAAUAUGGAGGACACAUCCCAGUCCGUGUGGAAGGACGCAUGUCCCUGUACAAAAACAAAGGGAGUGACUGCUGGGACUGUGUCCUAGUGUGUCCAGAAACACCGACUGUCAGCCUGAGACUCUUUCAAGUGUCUUCAGAGGAAGAUGCUAUGAACUGGUUUCCUCACUAUGCUCUCAAGCUUCGACCCUUCUAUGAGACACUUCCUCUGAAGGCUGAGACCACCCAGCCAAUAGUGGACUGUAUCCGCAACUACCCUGAUUGGAGCACCGCCCACAUUGCUGUAGAUAGAGGGCUGAGGGAGUGUCUCAAACAUAACCAUGUCCAGAGUCAGAUCAAUGCACGGAACGCUUCAGGUCAGACUCCGCUGCACCUGGCAUGUGAGCGAGGCGAUGCCACAUGUGUGAAGGAGCUGUUGGAGGAAAGUCAGGCUCGAACCGACAUCAAGGACCGAAACGGCGAGACACCCAUGCACUGCGCUGCCAAACAGGACUCAUCUGUCAUCAUCCAGGUCCUGUGUUCACGGAUGUGUCCAGGGGUGAAUGAGCUGAGUGACAUCGGGGAAACGCCGCUUCAUGUGGCCUGUCGUCUCGGACGCGUGGAGACAGUUAAAGCCCUGUUGGGAGGCGGGGCCAAGUGUGAUGUUAUUGGUUGUAAUGGCUACCCCAUCCACACUGCCAUGAAGUACAGCGAGAGGGGGUGUGUAGAGGAGAUUCUCAACGCAGACUUCAACCAGCUCCAGGCUGUGGACGCUAUAUAUGGAGGGACUCCUCUGCACUGGUCCAAAACUGCUGAGCUGUGUCAUUUUCUGCUGGAUAAGGGGUGUCCAGUGAACUACCUCAGUAAGACGGGGGAGAGCGCCCUCCACAUUUUGACCAAGAAAGGCCGCUUUGAAGCGGCCAUGGUGCUGCUCAUCAACGGAGCGAAUGCCAACCUGCAGGGCCAGGAUGGAAACACAGCGCUGCAUUUAGCGAUGAAGAAAGACAGCAUGGACUUGAUCAAAGCUUUGAUUGUAUUCGGGGCGGAUGUGGAAAUCCACAACGACCUUGGAGAAACACCCGGACUGAUCGCUGCACGAAACAGCAAGGGUCCUAAUAGAAAAAUACUGCUGGACAUGCUGUGUAGUGUGGGUGUGCAGCGUUGCCUUCCCCCUUCACCCAACAGCCCACCUACUAGCUCCAACAAGGCCAGGCCUCCAAGCACAGGGUUGGAGUCACUCAUGAAUAUAGGAACAACAGUUGGUGCAAUGAACAAAGACACAUCUGAAGUGGAUGCCACCAACAUGUAUAAAAAGGGUAGGAUGGACCGGCUCCUGUGUCUGGACGGUGGUGGUAUUAAAGGCCUGGUGCUGAUCCAGAUGCUGAUUGCUCUGGAGAGGGAGGCGGGUCGGCCGACUCGAGAGCUGUUUGACUGGGUGGCCGGAACAAGCACCGGGGGCAUUCUCGCCCUAGCUAUAAUCCACGGAAAGUCUAUGGAGUAUCUGCGCUGCCUGUACUUCAGGAUGAAAGAACAAGUGUUUAAAGGGUCACGGCCCUAUGAGUCAGCACCACUGGAAGACUUUCUGAAGAAAGAAUUUGGAGAGAAUACCAGAAUGACUGACGUCAAGCACCCCAGGGUGAUGGUGACCAGUGUUCUGGCAGACAGACAUCCAGGAGAACUCCACAUCUUCAGGAACUACGACCCACCCUCCGCCCAGAGGGAGCCCCCCUAUGCAACCACUGCCACGUUCAAACCCCUCACCAGCCCACAAGACCAGCUGGUGUGGCGAGCGGCCCGCUCCAGCGGCGCAGCCCCUACAUAUUUCCGACCCAUGGGCCGUUUUCUGGAUGGGGGGCUGUUGGCCAACAAUCCGACACUUGACGCCCUGUCAGAAAUCCACCAGUACAACAAAUCUUUAAAAGAAGAGGGCCGUGGAGAGAAGGUCAAGAAGUUGGGUAUAGUGGUCUCCCUCGGUACCGGGAAGCUCCCUCAGGUGAUGGUGAGCUCUGUGGAUGUUUUCCGACCCUCCAACCCUCUGGAACUGGCGAAGAGCUUCGUAGGAGCCAAGGAGCUGGGCAAGAUGCUGGUGGACUGUUGUACGGACUCUGACGGUUGUGCGGUGGACAGAUCCAGAGCCUGGUGCGAGAUGAUCGAUACAGUCUACCACAGGUUGAGUCCUCAGCUGUCUCAGGAAGUGAUGUUGGACGAGGUGAGUGACGCGGUGUUGGUGGACAUGCUGUGGGAAACGCAGAUGUACCUGUACGAGAAGAGAGACGUCCUGCAGUCCCUGGCCAAGGAGCUGCUGUAAACGCACCAAAAAAAAAAAAAAACACUGAGAAGGCGAUGCUGACAGAAGGAAAC